AUGGCGGACAUUAUUAGGUUGCAAUCAGGUGAGAAGAUCGAUCAAUGGACUGUUGUUGAAAAACUUGGCGAGGGCGGUUUUGGAUCAGUCUAUAAGGUAUCGAGGGGAAACGAAAUUUAUGCACUAAAAACAGAAAGCUUAAAGGAGAAAGUUAAAUUGUUAAAAAUGGAAGUUUAUGUGCUUAAAUUAGCGAAUGAACGAAAAAGCAAACAUUUCUGUACAUGCGAAGAUACAGGAAUCUAUAAAAAAUGCUUAUAUUUGGUGAUGACACUACUUGGACCUUGUUUACAGGAUAUAAGGAAAGAGUUACCCGGGCAAAAAUUUUCCAUGGGUUGUGCACUAUCUGUUGGAAUUCAGUGUUUGGAAGCAAUUGAAGAACUUCACGCUAUUGGAUUUUUGCAUCGUGAUAUUAAACCAAGUAAUUACGCAACGGGUCGUGGAAAACUUGAUGAAUUACGACGGAUUUACAUAUUGGACUUUGGGAUGUGCCGAAGCUAUUUAGAUGAACAUGGACGGUUUCGACCUCCGAGAAAGAUAGCUGGAUUCCGUGGUACGAUUCGAUACGCAUCGUUAUCGUGUCACAUACGACGUGAAACAUGUCGCAAGGAUGAUAUUGAAUCGUGGCUCUAUCAGCAAAUUGAAAUUACACGUGGUGCACUUCCGUGGCGUUCGUUAGACGAUAAAAAGGAUGAAGUAGCAAUGUUUAAAGAGCGAUGUCGUUUUGAAAUGGGUCUACAGGAGCUUAUGGGUGGUUGUCCGCGAGAGUAUGUCGAAAUUUUACAUUACAUUGAUAGCUUACGGUUUUACGAUAAUCCAAAUUAUGAAAAGAUUUACAAGCUAAUGAGGAAAGCAAUAUCGGUGCUACAGGUGCAAGAAUUUCCCUAUGAUUGGGAAGCCGGAUUCGGCAAAGUGCAAGGUAGCUAA
Messenger RNA from Brugia malayi, 924 nucleotides. RefSeq lists its product as uncharacterized. Bases 1 to 924 code for a protein of 307 amino acids. Gene Ontology annotation, biological process: peptidyl-serine phosphorylation; signal transduction. Gene Ontology annotation, cellular component: cytoplasm; nucleus. Gene Ontology annotation, molecular function: protein serine/threonine kinase activity; ATP binding. The transcript has 8 exons. The record is from RefSeq and is a predicted model, not a curated record. NCBI's taxonomy places the organism in Eukaryota, Metazoa, Nematoda, Chromadorea, Rhabditida, Onchocercidae.